AUGGAGGGCAAAGAAGAAGAUGUUAGAUUGGGAGCUAACAAGUUCAACGAGAGGCAGCCAAUUGGCACGGCAGCUCAAAGCCAAGAUGACAAGGACUACAAGGAGCCACCCCCGGCACCACUGUUUGAGCCAGGCGAACUGACUUCAUGGUCUUUUUACAGGGCUGGUAUUGCAGAGUUCGUGGCCACUUUCUUGUUUCUGUACGUCACCGUUUUGACUGUGAUGGGCGUGUCUAAGGACAAGACCAAGUGUACAACGGUUGGGAUUCAAGGGAUCGCUUGGGCCUUUGGUGGCAUGAUUUUCGCUCUUGUUUACUGCACUGCUGGCAUUUCAGGGGGUCACAUAAAUCCUGCUGUGACUUUUGGGCUAUUUUUGGCAAGGAAGUUGUCCUUGACAAGGGCCGUGUUCUACAUGGUGAUGCAGUGCCUUGGUGCCAUAUGCGGUGCUGGUGUAGUGAAAGGAUUUUAUGGGAGCGCACGGUACGAUCUGGCUGGUGGUGGUGCCAAUGCCGUCAAUGCAGGUUACACCAAAGGUGAUGGCCUUGGCGCUGAGAUUGUGGGCACUUUCGUUCUUGUCUACACUGUCUUCUCUGCCACGGAUGCCAAGCGUAGUGCCAGAGAUUCCCAUGUCCCUAUUUUGGCACCUUUGCCAAUUGGGUUCGCUGUGUUCUUGGUGCACUUGGCCACAAUCCCAAUUACAGGAACCGGUAUCAACCCAGCUCGUAGUCUUGGUGCAGCGAUCAUCUUCAACAGGGACAAGGGCUGGGAUGAUCACUGGAUUUUCUGGGUCGGACCAUUCAUUGGGGCAGCACUUGCAGCUCUUUACCACCAGGUUGUGAUCAGAGCCAUUCCUUUCAAGAAGUGA
Messenger RNA from Dovyalis caffra, 864 nucleotides. The record is from the annotation of a GenBank genome assembly. Lineage: Eukaryota; Viridiplantae; Streptophyta; Magnoliopsida; Malpighiales; Salicaceae.